Messenger RNA from Populus trichocarpa (black cottonwood), 5758 nucleotides. RefSeq lists its product as uncharacterized. The transcript has a single exon. Bases 2072 to 4936 code for a protein of 954 amino acids. The record is from RefSeq and is a predicted model, not a curated record. NCBI's taxonomy places the organism in Eukaryota, Viridiplantae, Streptophyta, Magnoliopsida, Malpighiales, Salicaceae.
CGAUAGUUUCACUCACAUUUAACUAGUGUUUUGCCUAUGUUUUAUGUAUAAAAUGCCUUGAUAUUCUUUGUUUUAUGUUUUGAAGGCACCUUUAGAUGAAAGAUGCAAAAAGAAGUAAAUUGGAGGUAAUUGGCAGAUUUGACCCUCAGUCGAUGUUUUGUGCAGAGCAUGAGUUCUAAAAGUCGAAACGAAGUGAUUCCAGUGGCAUUAGAAAGCUAACAUCCAUACCUUUCUGGAAAUCUAAGUCAAGAAAAAUAAAAAUACAAAGAGCAUGGAAAUCACAUCCUUCAAAGUCAAAACUCGCAUUCUGCCAGUGUUGACCUUUGUCCAUUCAAAAUUCAAUAUCUGGAGCUGUAGAUAUCCAAUUGAUGCAAACUAAAUUGUUUUGGAUUCCUGACUCACAUGCCUACAAACGCUCCAAAUUUCAGCCACAAACAAUGUCAUAUGAGGGAGAUAUGAUUUUGCAAAGAUGACAACUGAAUUCUGCCAGCAAACAGGUUUCAUGAAGAAACGAGUCCAAAUUACAUCCCGAAGCAUCAAAACCGACAUCCAAGUUUUAAUUUCAGCAAUUUAGCUCCUCAAGUAAAUCAAUCCAGAAGGUCAAGGAAGGCAGCCACCAACCUCAAGCCACCAACCUCAAACCACCAACCACAAACCAGCUGCCAGCCACCAGCCACCAGCCGCCUUCACACUACCACCAUCUCUUGAUGUUCACACUUGAACUUUGAAUUUUUUUACUUACAAUUUGUGUAUAAAUAGGCAGCUAAGUUCAUGAUAUUAAGAGAGCCAAGAGAGAGGGAGAGGGAGUGCAGUAGAAUCAAGGAAAGAGGGGUGGCAGCCAUAAGAGAAGAAACACAAACUCUCCCCUCUACAAAUCAGAAAUCAUGUAUUCUUUCAUCUUUAGGAGUAGUUUUUCAAUAGAUAUGCAAGGCUAAGCUCGUUUUCUUGGUUGUAAGGACGCAAACACCUUCAGAUUUCAAGAACUGUGAGAUUUAUUCUUCCAUUUAUUUUUGGUUUGUAUUAUGAAUGAGUAUGUUUGUUUUCCUAUGCAUAUUUCGUAUGAUUGUUUAUCUUAAUUGCUAGAGCGGACUCUAAGUUAUUAUUGUGAACAAUCUAUUGCUAAGUUUGAUAUCAAAACCGGAGUUGUGAUAUAUAAACUUGUGAAGCAACUAAGCUUGGUAAUUGUAGCGGAACUACGUUAUUAAACUUAGGGAGAACAUUCGAUCAAAGCAACACAAGCUGACAACUUGGUUGUUAAGAUUAAUGAAUUUAUCUAGAUCUUAAGGCUGCCAUUGAAUUAAAUCAUUAGUGCGGACACUGUGAUUAUUUGUUGGUUAGGGUUAGUUAUACGGCGGAUCCGUUAAUUAACCAAUGUUAAGAAAAGAUAAAAAAUUCAGAAUAUAAGCUGAAGUUUCGUUUCAAGGAUCGGUUCUGAUUUCUGUAGGUGGAUGUGUGCUUGCAACCAAGGUUUGUUUUCUUGAUAUAUUUCAGUUUUAAUUGAUUUUGUUUGUUAGUUUAAUUUCUACCAUAGUUUAAGAUCAUUGCAAAUCAAACCCCCCCAAUUACAUAACGUAUAGCAUAAAAAUCUGAACUAAACCUUCCUCGUGGGAUCGACCCCUUGCUUGCUCUAUACUAUCUUAUGUGUUUUAAGCUAGGGUAAUUAAUUUGUGCGACCGCGACAUCGCAACAAAUUUUGGCGCCGUUGCCGGGGAAGUAAUUUUAGUUAAUUCUUGUGCUGUUAUUUUUAUUUGCUGUGAUUGUUAUUUAUUUUUCUAAAAAAAAAAAAGAGAUAGAAUUUUUGCUUGCGGCGGUACUGUUCACUUACGGCAGCGGUACUGUUCAAAACAGAUUUUUUGGUGGAAUUAGGUAUCGGCCUUUUGUUUCCUGAAGGGAAACAACGUUCUGAACAGGACUAGUGGUGUACCACUAACCUCACCUUAUCGAGGCCAAAUUCUACUGUUUUCUAGGGUUUUUUAGGCAGUUUUAGUUUUCUACCGUAAGAUUUUCGUACAAUUUGCAUUGUUUUCAAUCUCUUGUGUGAUUGGUUUAUUUUGAGUUUUCUUGAAGAUUUAUGCCUGUAACCCGUUCUACUAAUCAAAUUCAAGUGCAGUUGGAUCUCGAAAUAGAAAACACUUUACGCAGGUUACGAAAGGAAGCUCGCCUCAACACCAUGGCUGUUGCACAACAACAAACACUCAAGGAGCUUGCUGCUCCUAACGUGGAAAAUCAGCCACUGUGCAUAAACGUCGACAAUAAUGUAAACUUUGAGCUCAAAUCUGGUUUUAUACAUUUGCUACCAACAUUCAAUGGUCUUGCAGGAGAAGAUCCUCAUACUCAUCUCAAGGAGUUCCAUAUGGUUUGCAUUGGCAUGAAACCGAAUGGAGUUGACGAAGAACAGGUUAAGUUGAAAGCUUUCCCUUUCUCUUUAAAAGGGGCAGCAAAGACAUGGCUUUUCUCUAUUCUCCCAGGAUCUAUUGGAACUUGGAAUGCCAUGAAGAAGAUUUUCCUUGAGAAGUAUUUCCCAGCAUCUCGAGUUGCCAACAUAAGGAAAGAAAUAUGUGGGAUUCGGCAAUCUCAUGGAGAGACACUCUCUGAAUAUUGGGAAAGAUUUGAGCAACUCUGCAUUCAAUGUCCUCAUCAUCAAAUACCUGACCAGCUACUCAUUCAAUAUUUCUAUGAAGGAUUGAUGCCUACUGACCGUAGUAUCAUUGAUGCUGCAAGUGGAGGGGCAUUGGUAGAUAAGACACCCGAGGCUGCACGCCAAUUGAUCUCAAACAUGGCAGCCAACUCGAAACAGUUUGGCACUCGUGGAGAUUUCUCAAACAAACAAGUAAAUGAGGUAAGUGUUUCUAACCUUGAAAAUAAAGUUAAUGAUCUUACUUCUCUUGUGCGUUCUUUGGCUUGUGGAAAUGUACAGCAGGUAAAAGUUUGUAGCAUAUGUUCCUUACAAGGACAUGCCUCAGAUAUGUGCCCAACAAUGCAAGAAGAUUACAUUGAACAGGCUAAUACAGUUGAUGGAGCAUUCAAUGGACAACCCCAGCGUAAAUAUGAUCCCUUUUCCAACACGUACAAUCCUGGAUGGAGAGAUCAUCCCAACUUACGCUAUGGGAACCCACCUCAACAAAGCAAUCAAGGACGACAGUUCCAUCCCCAUGGAUUUCAAUCCCAACAGAAUUAUCAAGCAAGACAACCCCCUCCUCCAUUCACAAACUCCAAUGUUAUGUGGUCGUCAUCCAAUGAUGAUCUUCGUGAGAUGAUGAAAACUUUGGCUUCUAACACUGUGACCUUACAACAAAAUGUCAUGUCUUUUCAACAGGAAACAAGGUCAAGUAUUCACAACUUGGAAAAGCAAAUGGGGCAAGUAGCUUCAAGUGUGGGGAAAUUGGAAGCACAAAUGAAUGGAAAAUUGCCCUCCCAAGCAUUGAAUCCAUUAGAGAAUGUUAGUGCGAUCAUGCUGCGAAGUGGAAAAGAACUUAAAGAACAAAGGUCGAAACAAAUUGAGAUGGAGGAAGAAGAAAAGAUAGAAACCGAAUUGAGUACAAAGAAGAAACAUCCUCCUCCUCCACAAACUGAAACAAUGACCAUUACUCCAAAGGUAAUUCCUCAAUCAAUGAAUUCCAGUUUUAAAACAAUUCCACCCUUUCCUGUAAGUUCUUUUAGGUCAAAGAAAGAAGACAAAGAAAAAGAGAUUUUAGAGGUUUUCAAGAAAGUGAAACUCAACAUUCCUUUGCUUGAUGCUAUCAAGCAAAUUCCGAAGUAUGCCAAAUUCUUGAAAGAGUUGUGUACUACCAAGAGAGCUUUCAAACUAAAAGGUCACGAAACGGUAAGUAUGGGUGAAGUUGUAUCUGCUGUUGUUCUAAAGAAUAUGCCUUUGAAGCAAAAGGACCCAGGUGCGUUUACUAUCCCAUGUGUUAUUGGUAAUGCUAGUAGUUUCAAAAGGGCCUUGUGCGAUUUAGGUGCAUCCAUUAGUGUUAUGCCUACACAUGUUUAUGAUUCUCUUAGUCUUGAACCUUUGAAUAAAACUAGCAUUGUAAUACAACUUGCGGAUCGUAGUUUUGUUUACCCACUUGGUGUGAUAGAAGAUGUCCUAGUCAAGAUUGAUAGUUUGGUUAUUCCAUGUGAUUUUUAUAUUCUUGAUAUGGAACAUGAUUCUUGUGAUUCAUCAAACAACACUCCUAUAUUGUUUGGGAGACCAUUCUUGAAAACUGCCAAUACAAAGAUUGAUUGUGGUAAGGAUACUUUGUCUAUGGAGGUAGGAGAUGAAAAAAUUGAAUUUAAUUUUCAUGAUGCAAUGACAUAUCCUUAUAGCAAUGUUUAUUCUAUCACAUGCUAUGACCAAGUUGAUAAGUGUGUACAACAAUUUUGUGAUUUUGAUAGUAAGGAUGGAUUAAGCGUAGCUUUGAGCUAUGACUAUGAUUUUACGAAGAUAAAACAGAUGGAGAGGCAUAUAUGUGUUCCCCACAGCGUGUUCCAAUCAGCAUUGGCUUUGCAAGCUUUUCAAACUGUCCCCCAUGAUGCAAAAGUCAUUCUCUCCAUCACGGACAGUGAAUGGGUGGCGUCUAUCCUUUUGGUACCCAAAAAGACUGGAACCACGUUUAAAGAGAUACAAAAUGAUGCUUAUGAGAAUGCAAGGAUUUACAAAGAAAAGACUAAUAGUCUUCAUGACCGAAUGAUUACAAGAAAAGAGUUUCAUGUUGAAGACAAAGUCCUUCUUUAUCAUUCAUGUUUGAAACUUUUUCCUGGAAAGUUACGCUCUUGUUGGAUUGGACCAUUUGUUGUUUCUAAUAUUUUUCCUUAUGAUGCAGUUGAAAUUACAAGUUUAGAAACCAACAAAGUAUUCAAGGUCAAUGGGCAUCGCUUGAAACCUUUCUAUGACAGUUGGACGACAGAACUCACCGCUUCUGUGGAGUUAGCUAAACCAAUCUAUGAAGAAUGAACAUGCAACAUGUCAAGCCAAUGACAUAAAAAUAAAAGCGCUUACUGGGAGGCAACCCAACAUAAAAAAAAAAUUUCAGAUUUGCUUUCUUUUUCCCUUAUCUUUUAUUUUUCGUAUUUUACUUUAUCUUUGUCAUUCUCUUAUAUUCCUUUUCUUUUAUUUCAACAUUGAGGACAAUGUUGUAUUUUAAGUGUGGGGGUAUUGGGAGAAUUUUUGUUUUCUUAUUUUCAUUUUCUUUGUUAUCUUAAAAAAAAAAUUAUGUUUGAUCUUUAGAACUCCUAUUGAUUUUUGAGAAUACGAGUAUUAUGUAUGAGAAUUAGUUGAGAUAGAUAAAGAUAUAAAUCAAAUGAAUGAGUGUGCAUGAAAAUUUUAAACAUUUAAUUGCUUUAAGGAUUGACUUUGAGAAUAUGCCAUGUUGACUUUAUAGUGUUAUACCAAUGCAAGCUUUUGAGCCUUCAACAUUAUAUUUUUUUUAUUGUGCAUUCUUUCAAUGAUAUGUAUCUCUAGAACUUGCUUCAUAUCUUGUUGAGAUUACAUUCGCAUUACAUAUAUACAUGAAGAUGAUAAAGACAUUAGAAAUUUUAACCACUUGAGCCAAAAAGCCAACCUAAAGCAAAUUGUCCUUAGUAAACCCCUUUUGAGCUUGUUUAUCUUUUCUUUGCUUUAUCCAUGUAUAAGCCUUAACUUUUUAUAUGUUUUCCUUUUCCCCUGGCCAAGGAUUAGUAGAGCAUAUACUUGUGAUAUCUCAUGGAAUUAUGGUUGGAAAUAAUGUGAAAAGAAAGAAGAAGUGAUGCUUGAUGAAAAGAUGGGCAAAGUUGCCAA